AAGCAGGGCUAUUACAGUAUGGCCUAUUACGCAUAGAUGGGUCUUAAAGAGGCAAGGGGAACCAAUCCAAAGAUCAGAUGAUUGAGUUCAGUUGAAAGAGAGACGAGACUAAGUAGGGCAGGGACACGUGCCCAGCUUCGUGUUAACCAGCAUAUGAUACCCGUCACUGAAAUAUAAAUGAAAAUAUCCAGGGUAUGCUCUCCUUUCACACGGACUCAUAGGCAUUCUACCCUUGUGUCACUUAACGUGUUUGAUUCGGAUGCUGAGUUCUCCUCAAGUGUAAGAAACAAUGAGCGGUUUAAUUAUUAUGGCCGAAAGCUGCUUGGGUGCAUUUACUGCGAUGGCAGUAAUUGCCUAUCGUUGCUUGGGCGAUGUGAUCAUGGAGAAGAAUUCGUUAAACUUGUUUUCUGGUUCUUUGAUCGCUAUUGGAAGCUCCAUGAUGACUGUUCAGGGCGCGGGGAUAUCGGUAAUGACAAGUCGAAUAAUUCAUGGGUUUGGAUUCGGUAUCAUAUUUUCAACCCUCCCCGCCUAUGUAUCGCAACCAGGCUUCUCCUUUCUGAACAGUAUUCUAAGAAGCUCUACUCAUAUAUCAAACACUUCCCUGGACGGGCAAUUCUCAACAUCACCACGAGGGUUUUAUCUCGGAUUGAUAAUCGUAGGAGUCAUAUUGCUUUGGAUGUUCCGGGACAGUCAUAUAUCCAAGAUACCAGAUGAAUCUGGCCAACAAGCUCCUGAAAGUCUACAGCCAAGCGUGGCACGCUUAGAGCAAAAUUCGCGGCGUUCCCUUUCCGCGGCCGGAGACAUGAUAGAGACAGAGCACGGCCAUCCCUACGACUAUUACUUUCGACCAGGAGACAUUCUUCGCCCUCCGCCAUCUCGUACCUUGCAAUCUCCGGAAUGGUUCCCCAUGCGCAAACGUUUGCUUUCUCGUUAUAUGGACGUGCAGCCUAUUCCAAAGCGCACACCCUUGGUGGAAAAAAUGCAAGAUCAUUUCUGGCAAGGCGAUGAAUACAUGGAUCCCGUCAUCAGCUUGGGUAAAAAGACGAGUAUGGGCAAGGUUCGAGCAAUGAUGCUCCAAGCCCUUUCCAACGGAAUCGAAUCCGUUCCCGACGCACCCCAAGAGAUCGUGAAUCUCUUCGAGCACCUGGAUCGAAAGCCGGAAUGGUUUGAUGAAGAGACUUUUGAGCGGGGCCGUAUCGUCCUUGCCAACUCUACUGGCCUCGGUCGGCUGACUGCGUUGGCUAUGAACUUCAUCAUUACAUCGCAGGCUUCUUCAGUGGCGAACGCCGUAGGAUCCACUGGCCAAUACACAAAUCCAAAGACGGUCAUGCGAAGGCAUUUGGAAACAGCGCAUUUUUUUCAUCGAGUCUCUUUGCCUCAAGGAUAUCACAGAUUUUCUGAAACAUUCCAGGAAAUUGUUAAGGUGCGAUUCAUGCAUGGCCAGGUGCGAUUUGCAGCCAGGAAGCGAUGGGGUGAGAAGGUAUUUGGUGAACAUGGUAAUCCUAUCUCGAACACCGACAUGGCUCUUGGAAUCACGGCUUUCGGCAUCCAGAAUCUUAUCGGCGACAGCGCUUUUGGCAGGGACUUCGCAACGAGCGAUCUUGACGCAGCAGUCCGUCACUGGGGGUACAUUGCUUACGUUUUCGGUGUUUCAGAGAAUCUCAUCCCUCUCAAUUUCCAAGAGGGUGUUGAGCAAUUUGAUUAUAUCCUUUCAACCCAUGGAAAAGCACCCGAAUGGUCCCCUGCUGUUGCAGACUCACUUCUUAUUGUUCCAGAAGGGGCUGUCAAUCUAGUCAGCAACCCUAUUCUCCGGGGAAUCUUGACUUGGACAGCAGUUCCUUUCUUUCACGGACUUCUCUAUUACUUUGGUGGUGACGACCUGAGUUACCGUGUCCUAUCAACGAGAUAUACAUCCCGAGUACGAAUGAGAAUCCAGGCUAUCUUUGCUGUAACGUUGGGCACCACUAUUAUCACCUUAACCACAGUAAUUGGUUCCCUGCCUGGACACGAAGCUCGAAUGAUAGCAAGAGCUUCUCGGGGGUCACCUACAGGUGAAUUUGCCCUACAUUUGAUUGGAAUGAUGGCCAGAAAGGCGGGGGUUCGCGAAGUUACAUUCGAAACGCAUGAUAUGACGAGUGUCAAUGAUUUCAAGCCAAUCCGGGCUUGA
Messenger RNA from Talaromyces proteolyticus, 2167 nucleotides. RefSeq lists its product as uncharacterized. Lineage: Eukaryota; Fungi; Ascomycota; Eurotiomycetes; Eurotiales; Trichocomaceae. The record is from RefSeq and is a predicted model, not a curated record. The transcript has 2 exons. Gene Ontology annotation, molecular function: oxidoreductase activity. Bases 290 to 2167 code for a protein of 625 amino acids.